UGCUUUUAUUUCAUUGUUGUACGAUGGGAAGUGUUGAUAGGAAGUCUGUACCUCUUGAUAAUACACUUUCUGGAAGCCCAAGACGUCUGAGUCAAAUGAAACAACAUGCAAGAGAAUGGAUCGCGAAUAAGCAGUCACGAUGUAGACGUACAUCUGAAGAUAUCACUUUUGAUACUGUGGGAUGUGGGGGAACUAUGCUUGACAAUCUUAAAACAAUACCAAAAGAAAAUUGUACUGCUACUGGCUUGAGUAUUACAAGAUUGAACCCUACAACGAUACAUUCAACAGCAACACAGUCAUGCCCAUCAAAAACCACCAGAAGCAGAAGAUUGGCUGAAGAUGAGAGAACUGAAACUGCGGAACAAAGUUUGACAUUAACUGGAAGAACGUUUAAUGAGAAUCAUCAACUAACGGAUUGUAUGGAAAAUCCGGCAAGUAAUAUUGAAGGACUUGUUUCAUACCCCAGUUCACAGGUGAUGAUUUGGAGCUGUCAUACUGGGCCAGUAAUACUUGCAUUCACCAAUAAUUACAAAAAGCCAGUGGUGUGGGCGCUAAAAACGAAUGCUAUAAGACGUCUUGCUGCAUUUCCAACUACUGGAAUAAUUCCGCCCUCAGAAACAGUUCAAAUAAAAAUUGAUUUGGUGGGGCAAAUACCUAAAAAAAAUUUGAAAGAUCGGCUCUCGCUGGAAUAUUUUUUUGCUGAUCGAAAAUUUCUAAAUGAUGGUAAUUAUUAUAAUUUCUUUCAUCGCAGUGAAUCGACUCGAAUGAGAAAAUGUUUAGAAGUCGUUUACGUUCAGCAGUGA
Loa loa (African eye worm) is the source of this 803-nucleotide messenger RNA. RefSeq lists its product as hypothetical. The transcript is spliced from 6 exons. The record is from RefSeq and is a predicted model, not a curated record. Bases 24 to 803 code for a protein of 259 amino acids. NCBI's taxonomy places the organism in Eukaryota, Metazoa, Nematoda, Chromadorea, Rhabditida, Onchocercidae.